Helobdella robusta is the source of this 1938-nucleotide messenger RNA. RefSeq lists its product as hypothetical. Gene Ontology annotation, cellular component: nucleus. Gene Ontology annotation, molecular function: mismatched DNA binding; ATP-dependent DNA damage sensor activity; ATP binding. The annotation marks the transcript as partial. The transcript is spliced from 15 exons. The record is from RefSeq and is a predicted model, not a curated record. Lineage: Eukaryota; Metazoa; Annelida; Clitellata; Rhynchobdellida; Glossiphoniidae. Gene Ontology annotation, biological process: reciprocal meiotic recombination; mismatch repair.
AUUAUAGCUGUCAUUGAAGGGAGAGGCAACGCACAAGGCGAAGUUGGUCUGGCGUGUUACGAUUUGAAUAAUUCUACAUUGGAACUUUACCAAUUUUCUGAUUGCCACACUUACAGCAAAUUGGUCACAAAGUUGAAUAUACUCAAUCCAGCCGAGGUGAUUAUGUCCAACACAGUAUGUGAAAAAGAAAAGCUAUCCAGUUUAAUUCAGCAAAUUUCAAUGCAUUGCAGCACCCUGAAGAUUGUUUCUGUUAACAGGAAAUAUUUCAAUGAUCGGAAAGGUUUUAGAAUUUUCAUAUUCAACCUACUUCAAUUGAGAAAAAAUGCAAAUUUCCUUUUUCAUGCAGCGCAUCUGUAUUAUUGCCUAGCGGCUACAAAUGCCUUGUUCAAAUAUCUUGAAUUUGUUCGGAAUAUCACCUUUGUUCCAUCUUCAAUAAAGGUUGUUUAUAAGACUAAUGAGCACUCAACUAUGAUGGAUAUCACUACUACUAAAAAUUUAGAGCUUAUAAGAAAUGCCAAUGAACAGAAGUCACAUUUGUCGUUGUUUAAUGUUUUGAAUAACGUGAAGACGCAGAUGGGAUCGAAGUUACUUCGUUCCAACAUUCUGGAACCUUCUUGUGACUUACAGACUAUCGUCGAAAGAUUAGACAUGGUGGACGAACUUCUAAACAAUUCAAACAUGUUUUAUAAAAUUAGAAAUGCUCUCGUGUAUUUUUCUAAUAUCAAUCAUAUUUUGAGCUCCAUGGUUCAAAAGUCCAGUGUAGCAUCAUUGAAAGUGGCUGAAAGUAAACUGACAACGUUGAUAAACUUGAAAAAUGCAUUGGAAGCUGUCGAGUUAUUGAAAGAUGCUUUUGAAGACAGUGUGUCCUUGCUAUUCCAAACUUUCCACCGCUUGCUGAGCCAUCGUUGUUAUACAGAUAUGUUAGAAGCCAUUUCAUCAGUAGUUGAAGAUAAUACACAUCUGACGAAAAAUUUAUUUGCAACGAAGGUGCAGAAAGGUUAUGCUAUUAAAGCAGAAGCUAACGGUUUACUUGACAUUUCAAGAAGGACUUAUUCUGAAGCCAUUGAAGACAUAAAUCAGUUAGUUGUUGAACUGCGAGAGAAAUACCAUCUACCAAUAAAGUCUAAUUACAGUCUUCAUAAAGGGUUUUAUUUGAAAAUACCAGUUAAGAAUAUGUCUGCCUGUAGUCUACCAAAUGAAUUUUUAAAAAUUAUGAAGUUCAAGGGAUCGUUUAUUUUUACGACGGAUCAAUUGGUAGGCAGAGAUUUUCACAUUGUUGUAUUUAUCCUAAUCGCCGACAAUGUAUUGGCCGAAGUGAUGAAGAACAUCUCUGGCUUGUACCAGCUGGCCGAAUGUGUCGGCAUAGUAGAUGUGGUAGCUUCUUUUGCUUUCAAUGCAAUAAGAUCCGACCACAUCAGACCGGUUUUUACGGAUACCUUGGCAGUCAAAAACAGCCGUCAUCCCAUACUUGAAAGAAUGCCGCACUGUCACGUUAUCAGCAAUUCAAUUUAUGCUUCGGAAGCAAAUAACUUUGUUAUCAUAUCUGGACCAAACAUGAGUGGCAAGUCGACGUAUUUGAGUCAGAUAGCAAUUUUGCAAAUAAUGGCACAAAUCGGCUCCUAUGUCCCGGCCGAAACAGCUUCGUUUAAACUUUGCAAGCAAAUAUUUUCGAGGAUUGGUUACAAUAAUUACAUCGGAACCAAUUCUUCAAUGUUGUUCAACGAAAUGAAAGAGAUGAAUUACGUCGUUCAGAAUGUCAACAAAUGUUCUAUGAUCAUUAUCGAUGAAUUGUGCAAAGGUACUAGUCUCGAUGAGGGGGUGGCCUUAUUUCUUGCUUUCUGUGAACAUAUUAAAAAUUUUCAAUCCUUUUGUUUCAUUGCGACUCAUCAUGAAAAUGUAAUCCAACUGGAAGAUUAUCAUUCAAAUUUUGAAAAGUAA